AUGGAGGAUCAGGUAGCAAGCGCCAUAGAAAUCGGCUGGAACCCUGCCUCCGACCAAGCCCUCAAAGCGCAAGCCUACGACUACCUCAACCAGCUCCGCUCCGACCCGUCUGGAUGGCAGGUCUGCCUGUCCAUCUUCACCAAAACCCCACGGCACUCCGAGAUCGUACGACAUGUGGCCCUGGAAGUGGUCAACAGCGCCGCUCAGGCCGGCCUGAUUGACCUGCAAGGUCUUGGGUUCGUCAAGGAUGCGCUGAUGGCGUACCUGCGUCAAGGGUACGCACAAGAUGGGACGCUGAAUCCUGACUCCGCAAAUAUCCAGAACAAGAUCGCCCAGACUCUCACCUGUCUCUUCUGCGCUCUCUACGCCAGCGGUUGGGAGACUUUUUUCGACGAUCUGCUCAGCUUGACGACUAAAAACCCGUCGACAAAUGCGCGAGACAACCCCGUCGGGAUCGUGUUCUAUCUCCGUGUGAUUGUCUCGAUCCACGAGGAAAUCGGCGAUGUGCUGGUGUCCAGAUCUCGCGCAGAACAGGAUAAGGCCAAUGCCCUCAAAGAUCUGAUUCGCGAGAGAGAUGUGCAGAAGAUCGCCAACUCCUGGCAAGAGAUAUUGUCGCAGUGGCGGGAUGGGGAUGAUUUGAUUGCGGAGAUGUGCCUGAAAGUUGUGGGUAGCUGGGUGAGCUGGAUCGAUAUCGGUUUGGUCGUGAACCAGACUAUGUUGGAUCUUCUGUUCCAGCAGCUAGCACGGGCACAGAGAACGGAUGUCAGGCAGGGCGAGGAGAAGCUGCGGGAUGCGGCGAUCGAUGUUUUUACUGAGAUCGUUGGCAAGAAGAUGAAGGCCGAGGAUAAGAUUGAUAUGAUCAUGUUCUUGAAUCUAGAAACUAUUGUCGCCCAGCUUUCCAACAGCCCUCCACUACACGAUGCUAGAUUCACCUCCAAAUAUGACACAGACCUAGCUGAGACCGUUGCGAAGCUCGUCAACAUCACUGUCAUUGAUAUUGUCAGGGUUCUGGAUAAUGAGGCCGCUCCAGCUCCAGCCAGGGAAAAAGCCAGUACGCUCCUCCAGGCCUUCCUUCCCCAUAUCCUCCGCUUCUUCUCCGACGAAUACGAUGAGGUCUGUUCGACCAUCAUUCCUUGCGUGAAUGAUCUUUUGUCCUACUCCAGGAAGGUCUCGAAAGGAAACCCGGCUCUCGCUGCCCAGCAUUCCUCCAUGCUUCUCCCCAUCCUGAAGGCUAUAAUUGCGAAGAUGAGAUACGAUGAAACAUCUUCAUGGGGCGAUGAAGACGAGCAAACGGAUGAGGCGGAGUUCCAGGAGCUACGGAAGAGGUUGAAUGUCCUCCAGCAGAUCAUUGCAUCGGCAAACGAGCAAUUAUAUAUGGAAGCAGUUUCAGAAGUUGUGGGAACUACGUUCGAAAACCUACGGCAGUCCGGUGGCCAGCUCGACUGGCGGGAUCUUGAUCUGGCUCUCCAUGAAAUGUUCCUCUUCGGCGAUCUGGCUGUCAAAUCUGGGGGUCUGUACAAUAAGAACAAGCCAAACAAUCCGGCUGCUGAUCGACUGGUGGACAUGAUGCUGAGGAUGGUUGAAUCUGACAUUCGAUUUUUCACUCACCCUGCAACCCAGCUCCAGUAUAUGGAAAUUUGCGUUCGUUACAACUCCUUUUUUGAACACCACGCGCAUCUAAUUCCAGGAGUCUUGGAAAAUUUCCUCCAGCUAGUUCACCACCCCUUGAAGAAGGUCAGGACGCGGUCAUGGUACCUCUUCCAACGCUUCGUGAAGCACCUCAGAGCUCAUAUCGGAAAUGUGGCUGAAACCGUCAUCAAAGCAAUCGGAGAUUUGCUUGUUAUCCAAGCUGAAGUGCCAGCAGAGGGGUCUGAUGGCGAUGAGAUGUCUUCAGAGGACCACGAGAAUUCAGCAGAUGCUGUCUUCAAUAGCCAGCUAUAUCUAUUCGAGGCGGUUGGAUCUAUUUGCUCGACUGCCGCUAUUCCGUCCGACAAGCAAGCGCUGUAUGCUCAGACGGUCCUGAACCCAAUAUUCAUGGAUAUGGAAAGAAAUCUAGCUGCAGCAAAAUCAAACGAUGAGAGAGCCUUGUUGCAAAUCCACCAUGACAUUAUGGCUCUGGGAACUCUUGCGAGAGGUUUCUCAGACUGGACCCCGGGAACUAACGCUCCCUCGAACCCCCCAGCACCAGAAGUAUCAGAAGCUUUUGCUCAAGUUUCAGAAGCAACACUCGUUGCCCUGGAAUCACUGAAGACGUCUUUUAAUGUCAGAACAGCAUCUCGGUUCACCUUCUCGAGACUGAUCGGUGUUCUCGGCUCGAGAAUCCUCCCCCAGCUGCCAAGAUGGAUCGAUGGACUUCUCACUCAGACCUCAUCCAAAGAUGAGAUGGCACUCUUUUUGCGACUUCUAGACCAGGUCAUCUUUGGCUUCAAGACUGAGAUCUAUGGCAUUCUGGACACGUUGCUUACCCCUUUCCUUCAACGCGUGUUCUCUGGAAUCGCUGAUCCCAUCACGGGCACGGACGAUGAGAUUCAACUGGCGGAAUUGAAGCGAGAGUACCUCAACUUCUUGCUUGCGGUCUUGAACAAUGACCUGGGAGCCGUGAUAAUUAGCGAGACCAACCAACCUAUCUUUGAAACCGUCAUCUCCACCAUUGAACAUUUUGCGAGAGACGCAGAUGACCCUACCACCGCGAAGAUGGCGUUCCUGGUCUUGUCUAAGAUGGCUAGUUCGUGGGGUGGCCCAGAUAUCGCUCCGGUGAUAUCGAACGGAGCGACUCCCACCCAACCGGCUCUCCCUGGUUUCGGUCAGUUCAUGAUCACGCGCUUCUCGCCGCUUUGCUGGGCGCUUCCAGCUACCUCUAGCUUCAACUCGAAGGAUGCGCAGGCAAGGCAGGUCCUUGCUGAGGCAGGAAGCUUGCAGCGGACUAUUUAUUCCAAAACAGGUGCGGAGUACGUAGAAUAUCUCCGUACUCGAGAACUUCCCGGCAUGGGAAUGGGGGCAGAUCUUAUCGAAGAGUUUUUGGGCGCUUUGAGUCGGCUGGAUACGAAAGGUUUCCGGCAAUUUUUCCAGUCCUUUAUCCAACGGUUGAGCGCAUGA
Paecilomyces variotii is the source of this 3096-nucleotide messenger RNA. Its product is annotated as putative tRNA exportin. NCBI's taxonomy places the organism in Eukaryota, Fungi, Ascomycota, Eurotiomycetes, Eurotiales, Thermoascaceae. The record is from RefSeq and is a predicted model, not a curated record. Bases 1 to 3096 code for a protein of 1031 amino acids. Gene Ontology annotation, biological process: tRNA re-export from nucleus. The transcript is spliced from 5 exons. Gene Ontology annotation, molecular function: tRNA binding; small GTPase binding. Gene Ontology annotation, cellular component: nuclear pore; nuclear matrix; cytoplasm.